Messenger RNA from Eucalyptus grandis, 3292 nucleotides. RefSeq names its product disease resistance protein RUN1-like. Gene Ontology annotation, molecular function: ADP binding. Lineage: Eukaryota; Viridiplantae; Streptophyta; Magnoliopsida; Myrtales; Myrtaceae. Bases 46 to 2958 code for a protein of 970 amino acids. The transcript has 4 exons. Gene Ontology annotation, biological process: defense response; signal transduction. The record is from RefSeq and is a predicted model, not a curated record.
GAUCUUUGAGCUUCUUCUCUUCCUCGAGCGUCUUGAGCUUUAAUCAUGGAUGUCUGCAAUAAUCAGUCGUCGCUUCCAUCUACUAGAUGGCCCAACGUUAACCUCAACGAAGUCUUUCUCAGUUUCAGAGGAACAGAUCUUCGGAGGAACUUCAUUCAAUGUCUCUACGAAGGCCUCGCUGCUUCAGGGAUCUAUGCAUUUAUUGAUCAUCAAGGGAUUGAGAUCGGGGAAGAGAUCAUGCCCAAGAUUUUCGAAGCUAUCAGGCACUCGAAGAUAUGCAUUCCCAUCUUCUCCAAAGAUUUCGCUUCCAGUAAGAGUUGUCUGAAGGAGGUGGAGAAAAUGGUGGAGUGUCAAAGGACAAUCAUGCCCAUUUUCUAUGACGUCAGCCCUGAAGUCGUCGGCAAACAGCAGGAGAGUUAUCAGCAAUCCUUCUGCAACCAUGCGGCCCAAGGGGUGUCGCCAGCGACCGUAAACAACUGGAAGGAUGCUCUGAGGAGUGUUUCGAGAAAACUAGGAUGGGAAUUGGAAAAAUUCCAACACGGGGAUCAUGAACUUAUAAAGGAGGUUGUUUCAAAGGUCGGCCAGCUGUUGGGGAAGGGUAAGUUAGAUGUGACAAAACAUUUAGUGGGGAUGGAUGGCCGCGUGCAAGAGAUAAUGAAAAAACUGGGUGUUCUUUAUGCAAAUGGAGAAGUGGUUGAAGGGCAAACGCUGACAGGAAAAUGUGUGGUUGAGAUAUCGGGCCUUUCAGGGAUUGGCAAGUCAACUCUUGCCAAGAUUGUCUACAACAAAAUCCAGCAUCUCUUUGAAGGUUGGAGCUUCCUCAAUGAUAUCCACGAAAAGGUCGAGGCGAAGAGACUCCUAUCUCUCCAAGAAGAUUUAAUUAAUGACCUCCAAAAGAAAAGAUGUACACUCAGAUCUUCUGCUGAAGGUACCGCAUUUAUCAAGUACAAAUUUAGAAAUCUAAGGGUUCUCAUUAUUCUUGAUGAUGUUUGUGAUUUUGGACAAAUUGAUUCAUUAGCUGGAGAUCCGAGUUGGUUUGGUCCUGGAAGCAGGAUCAUCGUGAUCUCUAUGAGAAGCAAUCUUGUUGACAAGUAUAGUCAGGUGCUUGUUGAAAACUACGAGUUUCAACAAAAUGCUCAUCCAAGUGUGCUUGGUCCUGGAAGCCAAAGAUUUGACAUCUCGAGAAGAAGCAGUGUCAUUAACAUUUGUGAUGACAUCCUCGUUGCAAAAUACGAGCUAAAGCAAAUGAAUGAUGACGAUGCUUUUCAGCUUUUCUGUAUGUAUGCUCUCGGAGGAAAACCUCUUCAAGAGGAAUUCUCCUCUUUGGCACGGGCCAUUAGUUCGGCUGCUGGAGGGCUUCCUUUUGUUAUUCAGGUUGUGGCUUCAUCUUUAUAUGGAAAGCCCCUAAAGUUUUGGGAGGAGGCAUUGGAUAGAUUGAAGCGAGAGCCUUUCAAUAGGGAAGUCAAACGAAUUCUGAAGUGGAGAUAUGAAGUUUUAGAGGACAAUGCCCAACAGAUAUUUCUUGAUACAGCAUGUUUUUUUAUGGGAAAGGACAAGACAAUACCAUGUUACAUGUGGGAAGCUUGUAAAUAUGAUCCUUGCAGAGGAGUUGACGAGCUUCAUAACAUGUCUUUGGUAGAAGUCAAAGAAAAUAAUGAAUUGUGGAUUCAUAAUCAACUAAAAGUCCUUGGGAGGGAGAUUGUCAAGGAGGAAAGUCCAAGGAAACCUUUCAAGCGUAGCAGGCUAUGGAAUCAGGAGGAUAUUGAACAAGUGUUGAAUAAAAAGAAGGUCAAUGCAGUAGAAGCCCUUAGUGCCACAUUUGACAACUCCCGUUCAUUUCCAGAACGUAGUUUUUUUCGUAAUUUCUCGAAUCUUAGGUAUCUUAGAAUGAACCACGCUAUCAUUAAAGGAAAUAAGCAGAGUGCAAAGAACUCCAGAGAGGAUUUUGUCCUUCCACGAUUAAAAUGGCUUGAAUGGCAACGGUGCCACAAGAUCUCAAGUCUACUUGCUUUAGAUCUGUCAGACUUGGUCGUUCUUGAUCUGUCUUGGAGUACUUCCAGGGCUUGGCGGAGCUGGAGACAAAUUAUGAAGAGGGCCAAAAACCUGAAAGUUUUGAUCCUAAAAGAUUGUUAUUGGCUAGCUGAAUCUCCAGUUUCCCAUGCCCCUGUAAACUUAGAGAGGCUAAACCUGGAACAUUGUUCUAUAUUACCGGAUGUCGGCAGAUUGAUUAGCAAGCUAAGGAACUUAGUUUCUUUGAAUAUCAAGUUCUGCAGCUUAGUGAAAGACUUGCCAGAAGAUAUAGGUUCCUUGGAAGCUUUGAAAGAGCUUUACAUCGAUGGAACUUCCAUUAAAGCUAUUGAUUUCCCUGAAGGUUCAUAUGGGAAGCUUGAAAUUCUGAGUGCUUGCAACUGUAAAUACUUGUCUCUAUCCAAUUCAAUUGGUAACUUGAAAUCUCUUUCAUACCUAGCAUUGGACGACACUGAACUGAGUGAGCUCCCUUGUACUAUUGGAUUGCUGGAAAGUCUACAGACGCUAUCCCUGAGAAAUUGCAGGAGCUUGUGGAAAUUGCCAGAUUCCAUUGGAAGCCUCAAGGAGCUGCAAUUCUUGGAUCUUUCAGAUGCAGUAGUCGAUGAACUACCUGUAUCUGUCAAGGAUUUGAGAAACUUGAAAGAACUAAAGAUGCCUCGCACUUUUAUAAGAGAAUUUCCUGAAGGCAUUAAGAAUCUAGAGAGGUUAGAAGAGAUAGAUUUCUCUGGCUGCAAAAGUUUGACAGGGGAAUGCAAUAUUAUGGGAUUAGCCUCUUUGAGGGUCUUACUUCUAGUGCGCACUGAUAUUUCUCAGCUGAUUGUGACUGUUUGUGGAUACUCUAAUCUCCAAAACCUAAGAUUAGAGAAAAAUGUUCUCAUCUUGAAAAUUGAAACUACUAAAGGGGCAUGCCAGCGGUCCAACGGAUAUUAGACUGCAACCCAGUUCUAGAGGCUCAAGGACAUCACAUCAGCCUGCUGACAGUGAGUCAAACAUCAAAGCAAGGUGGCGGUCAGACAGAAGCAAGAAAGUUAUGGUGGAUGAGGAUUGGCUGCAAAGUAAGUUAGCGCUCCUAUCCCGUUAACUCAUUUGUAACUGAUCAUGCACGUCAAUUAUCUUCCUGCAGUAAGGGCUAUUAGGGGAAUAACCAAAUUCAAAUUUUCGAUUCUAUUCUGAAUUUUCAAUUUACAUUUUUCUUUCUUUGUUUUGGCCAUCACACUGAUAUUUUUUAUUGUCUCAUGUGAACGUCAAUUUACUGCAAUUUUGC